Messenger RNA from Equus caballus (horse), 930 nucleotides. The record is from RefSeq and is a predicted model, not a curated record. Lineage: Eukaryota; Metazoa; Chordata; Mammalia; Perissodactyla; Equidae.
AUGGAAAGAAGCAAUCAGACAGUGACAGAGUUCAUCCUGGUGGGCUUCACAACUGACCCUGUGAUGCAGCUCGUCCUGUUUGUGGUGUUCCUUGGUGUGUAUUCUGUGACUGUGGUAGGAAAUACCACACUCAUAAUGUUGAUCUGUAAUGACUCCAGGCUGCACACUCCCAUGUACUUUUUCAUUGGGAACCUGUCUUUUCUAGAUCUCUGGUUUUCUUCCGUCUACACCCCAAAGAUCCUAGCGACCUGCAUUUCUGACGACAAAAGCAUCUCCUUUGCUGGCUGUGCAGCUCAGUUCUUCUUUUCUGCUGGGCUUGGGUAUAGUGAGUGUUAUUUAUUGGCUACCAUGGCUUAUGACCGCUAUGUGGCCAUUUCCAACCCCCUGCUUUAUGCUCAGGCCAUGUCGAGGAGAUUGUGCAUCUGUUUGGUUAUGUAUUCCUAUACUGGAGGUUUUGUCAGUGCAAUACUACUCACAAGCAACACGUUCACAAUGGACUAUUGUGGUGACAAUGUCAUUGAUGAUUUUUUCUGUGAUGUCCCACCCCUGGUGAAGUUGUCGUGUGAUGUGAAAGAGAGCUACCAGGCUGUGCUGUACUUCGUCCUGGCCUCCAACGCCAUUGCACCUGCAGUGCUCAUACUGGCCUCCUACCUCUUCAUCAUUGGCGCCAUCUUGAGGAUCCGCUCCACCCAGGGCCGCCUCAAAGCCUUCUCCACAUGCUCCUCCCACCUGAUCUCUGUCACGUUAUACUAUGGCACCAUUCUCUACAGCUACUCUCGUCCAAGUUCCAGCUAUUCCCUUGAGAGGGACAAAAUGGUUUCUACAUUUUAUACUGUGGUGUUCCCCAUGUUGAACCCCAUGAUUUACAGUCUGAGGAAUAAAGAUGUGAAAGACGCCGUGAGAAAACUUUUCAGGUUAACACAAUCUUAA